AUGUCUCACAGAAAGUUUGAGCAUCCAAGACAUGGUUCCUUGGGUUUCCUUCCAAGGAAAAGGGCUAACCGACAUCGUGGAAAAGUGAAGGCCUUUCCUAAGGAUGAUCCCACUAAGCCUUGCAGGCUCACUUCCUUCUUGGGAUACAAAGCUGGAAUGACUCACAUUGUGAGAGAGGUCGAAAAACCUGGAUCAAAACUCCACAAGAAGGAAACAUGUGAAGCUGUUUCUGUGAUUGAGACACCUCCCAUGGUGGUUGUUGGUGUAGUAGGGUAUGUGAAGACUCCCCGUGAUCUGCGCACCCUAAGCACUGUGUGGGCUCAGCAUUUGAGCGAAGAAGUAAGGAGGAGGUUUUACAAGAACUGGUGCAAAUCCAAGAAGAAGGCUUUCACCAAAUACUCGUUGAAACAUGAAACCGAAGAAGGUAAAAAAGACAUUCAAAGCCAAUUGGAGAAGAUGAAGAAGUACUGCAAUGUUGUCCGAGUUCUCGCUCACACUCAGAUAAGGAAAAUGAAAGGGCUAAAGCAGAAGAAGGCUCAUCUGAAUGAGAUUCAAAUCAAUGGUGGAGACAUUGCAAAGAAGGUUGACUAUGCUUACAGUUUAUUCGAGAAGGAAGUCCCUGUCGAUGCCAUCUUUCAGAAAGAUGAGAUGAUUGACAUAAUCGGUGUUACUAAAGGAAAAGGUUAUGAAGGUGUGGUUACAAGAUGGGGUGUGACCCGUCUUCCAAGAAAGACUCACCGUGGACUGCGCAAGGUGGCUUGUAUUGGUGCUUGGCAUCCAGCUAGAGUCUCCUACACGGUUGCUAGAGCUGGGCAAAAUGGGUACCACCACCGUACUGAGAUGAACAAGAAAUUUUACCGGGUUGGGAAAGUUGGCCAAGAGACUCACUCAGCGAUGACCGAGUUCGACAGAACCGAGAAGGAUAUCACACCGAUGGGAGGAUUCCCGCACUAUGGGAUAGUGAAGGAAGAUUACUUGAUGAUCAAGGGUGGUUGCGUAGGUCCCAGGAAACGGGUGGUGACGUUGAGACAGACAUUGUUGAAGCAGGCGACUAGCACUACAAGAAAACAACCACUUUUCCGACGGAAAUUCCGACGGCCGAGAUUUCCGUCGGAAUUUUUCGACGGUUUACCGACGCAAUUGCGACCAAAAUUAAUCCGUCGGAAAUCCGUCGGUUAA
Molecule: messenger RNA, 1179 nt
Organism: Arabis nemorensis
Lineage: Eukaryota; Viridiplantae; Streptophyta; Magnoliopsida; Brassicales; Brassicaceae
Source: the annotation of a GenBank genome assembly